Messenger RNA from Limanda limanda (common dab), 5020 nucleotides. RefSeq names its product matrin 3-like 1.1 (gene matr3l1.1). The transcript is spliced from 22 exons. Gene Ontology annotation, molecular function: RNA binding; zinc ion binding. The record is from RefSeq and is a predicted model, not a curated record. Lineage: Eukaryota; Metazoa; Chordata; Actinopteri; Pleuronectiformes; Pleuronectidae. Bases 151 to 4161 code for a protein of 1336 amino acids.
CACACGAAGAAGAAACUGAAGAUUUCUUCCUAUUGACUUUUUAUUUCUCGCUUCGUUAAAAAAUCUCGUUUUUUGUUUCGUGAACGUUUUUGUUGUGGUGGUGUCGCUCGUGUGACGUCAGUCUUGGCUCUGAGGAACACUUGGUCCAUCAUGUCUCAGAACUACAGACCACCUGACUCGGACCACAGACCGGAUCCUGAUGCCUACUCUUCAGAUCGCCGUCACGCGGCUCAGGACCAGCACGGCUACCGGCCGCCGCAGGCGUCUCUCUCUCCGUCCUUCCCGCCCUCGUCCUCGUCCCGAGGCUCCGCCCACUGGGACGGCGCUCUCAGCAUCCUGAGUAGCUGUGGUCUGGAACCCGGGGACUUGUCUCUGCUGGCUGAGCUGCCGGAGGACGUCCUGACGGUGGAGUCCCUGCCUCAUGUCCUCAAUCAGCUGAAAGGAAAGAGAGCGAGCGUCAAACCGUUCCCCACCAACGCUCCUUCCUCCUCCUCCUCUCGUCCUCCCAGCUCCUCCUCUUCCUCCUCUCGCCCUCCCAGCUCCUCCUCCAGAGACUGGGAUCAGCGCCGCAGUCCACCGAUCCGGUACCCGCUGGCUCCUCCUCCGUCUCAGAAGGUCCAGGACCACUGGGGCAAUCCCAGAAGCAGCAGCUCGCUCAGAGCCGCCCCCCCGUCCUUCUCGUCCUCGCCCUCCAGCUGCGUGGUGGACCUCCCCCCCCCCCGACCGGGACAGACAGGCAGAGCCGCCCCCCCGUCCUUCUCGUCCUCGCCCUCCAGCUGCGUGGUGGACCUCCCCCCCCCCCGACCGGGACAGACAGGCAGAGCCUCACGGGACCGCCCCUCGGUCAGGUCGGCUGCACCAAACAACUGGACUUGUCCUUCCCGUGUCUCUGAGUCAGGAUCAGGUUACAGGUCAGCUCCGCCCCCUGAAGCUCAGGGGCGCCGCCCCCCCGAGGGCGAAGGCUCUUCCAUCGUCUCCUUGCCGACCACGACAGAAGCUCUGGACUUCCACGGCAAGCUGCCAGCGGCGUUCCCGUACUCGUGCUCUCUGUGUGACAUCACUGUGCUGUCGGAGAGGGUUUGGACCAAACACGUCCACGGCUCGGGCCACGCAGACGGACAGCUGGUCCUGCUGCAGCGGUGUCCUCGCUGGGACUGUCGGCUGGAGACGCUCAGCAGGGCUGACAACCAAUCAGAGAAGAGUAAGGAUGAAGACACGCCCACCCGACCGCCUCAGUCGGCCAAUGAGAGCCAAAAGUCCCAGGGGAAUCUCCAGGGGACUAAGAAGACGUCAGACAAGAGCAAAGUGGUGUGUGUGAAGUUUCCAGCUCAGUCUGUGGACGAGACGUAUCUGAGGAACCUGACUCAACCGUUUGGAGAGAUCGUGAAGAUCCUGAUGUUCCCGUCUCUAGCGUUUGUGGAGCUGGGCUCCGUCGACCAGGCGAAGGAUUUGGUGAAAUUCCACAUCAACUGUCCUCCAACUGUGAACGGAGAGCAGGUGGAGCUCAGCAUCUCCAGCACCUUCAGCUUCCAGCAGAGUUCUCGGGUCGUGAGCUUCACUCCGGCUCCAUCAGGAGAAGAAGGCCGAUCGGAUCUGAUCAGCAUCGUGAAACGCUUCGGCCUGCCGCUCUACACCCUGUUCCUGCCGUCUGUGGCGUUUGUGGAGAUGAAAAAUGUUCCUGACGCUCAGAAGCUGGUUGAUUAUUAUUCUGCCAAAACGCUGAGGAUCAACAGCGACCGCGUCCAAGUUUCCCUCUCCGGAGAAUACAGGAGCCUGAUGCGGGUUGCUUCUGCCACGAGGUACGAGGAGGAAACGCCUUCGACCAAGAGGGGGAGGAGUCAAAGCCGAGCGCAGGAGGAGGAGUCAGGAAACCAGAGCAAAAGACCCAGAUCCAGAGAAAGAUCCAGAGAUGAGUCCAGAGAUGAGUCCAGAGCAAAGAGCUCCAGGUCCAGGGAUGAGUCCAACAGGGGUAAGAAGUCCAGGUCUCGAUCCAGAUCCAGAGAUAAAUCCACAGAGAAGAGAUCCAGAUCCAGAGAAAAGACCAGCAGCAGAUCUUCUGGACAGAAUGAAUCCAGAAAAAAGACAGAGGAACCAGAAGAAAGUGAGAAACUUGACUCUGACUCCAAACCUGAACCUGCAGAGCCCAGAGCGAGUGAAGAAGAAGAAGAAGAAGAAGAGUCGUCUGCAGAGGACAGCGACAUCGAGGGGAUGCAGGUGAUCGGAGAGGACGUUGAGAAUGAAGACGUGGAGACUGCUGAGGAGGAGGAAGAGGAGGAAGAGGAGGAGGAAGAUGAACAUCCAGCAGAGAGAACUGACUCGACACAAGAAGAGAAGGAAAAUGUGGUGAAAGAGGAAGAGGAGGAGGAAGUGAAGGUGAAAGAGGAAGAGGAGGAGGAAGUGAAGGUGAAAGAGGAAGAGGAGGAGGAAGUGAAGGUGGAAGAGGAAGAGGAGGAGGAAGUGAAGGUGAAAGAGGAAGACUUCACCAGAGAAAGGGAGGAGUCAGCAGACGAUGAGGAGGGACCAGAUUUCCCUGUGGACCUGGAGAACUGCAUCACUCUGGAUGAACUGGAAGAAGAAGAAGAAUCCGCUGACUCAGAGACGGCAGCUGAACCCAAGUCUUCGACCACCAGAGUCGUUUUCUUCACAAAACUGCCGCCGCGUUUCUACAGCGACGCCGAGUUCGUCCAACUGGUCAAAGGUGUUGGAACGCCGGUGCGCUACUUCCUGAUUCGCCGACAGCAACAGGGUUUCAUCGAGAUGGCGUCGUCUGCCGAGGCGCUGAACGCCGCCCGAGCGCUGAACCGUCAAACCUUUCUCGGAUCCGAACUCUUCGUCAACAUCUCCCACAAAUACACCCGACUGGUGAACGGGUACGACGUUCAGUCGGAGUCGGACACGGAGAAGAUCGAGAGUCGGAGCAGCAGGAGGAGAGACAGGCUCAGCAAAUCCAGAACCUCGGACAGAGAAGAGGCCUGCAGGAGAGAGUCCGGGUCCAGAAAGACUCCAGAGGAAGAGUCAGGACCCAGAAAGACUCCAGAGAGAGAGUCCGGGUCCAGAAAGACUCCAGAGAGAGAGUCCGGGUCCGGGAGAGGUUCUGAGACAGAGUCUGCAUCUAAAAAGACUCCAGAGCCAGAGUCAGGACCCAGAAAGACUCCAGAGAGAGAGUCCGGGUCCAGAAAGACUCCAGAGAGAGAGUCCGUGUCCAGGAGAGGUUCUGAGGCAGAGUCUACAUCUAAAAAGACUCCAGAAGAAGAGUCGGGACCCAGAAAGACUCCAGAGGCAGAGUCCGGGUCCAGAAAGACUCCAGAGGCAGAGUCCGUGUCCAGGAGAGGUUCUGAGGCAGAGUCUACAUCUAAAAAGACUCCAGAAGAAGAGUCGGGACCCAGAAAGACUCCAGAGGCAGAGUCCGGGUCCAGAAAGACUCCAGAGGCAGAGUCUGCAUCUAGAAAGACUCCAGAGGAAGAGUCGGGACCCAGGAAGACUCCAGAGAGAGAGUCCGGGUCCGGGAGAGGUUCUGAGACAGAGUCUGCAUCUAGAAAGACUCCAGAGCCAGAGUCGGGACCCAGAAAGACUCCAGAGGCAGAGUCUGCAUCUAGAAAGACUCAAGAGGAAGAGUCGGGAUCUAGAAAGACUCCAGAGGCAGAGUCGGGGUUCAGAAAGACUCCAGAGAGAGAGUCCGGGUCCAGGAGAGGUUCUGAGGCAGAGUCUGCAUCUAGAAAGACUCCAGAGAGAGAGUUGUUGCCAAAGGGGGGUCAAGAAGAACAGAAGUUGAAAGGAAACGUGAGUGACAAUGAAUCUUUGAAGUCACAAAAUGAAAGGGAGGCGACGGAGAAAGACGCUCCUGAAAAAGAACCAGUGAUGAAUCCUGGGUCGACUCCAGAGCCGGAGACGAGUCCAGAUCAACCCCACACUGAACAGAAACCUGUGGAUUCUGAUCAUGCAGUGAACCUGGAGCAAACACCAGAAGGGGGCGUCGCUGAGCCUGAGAAACCCACCAAACCUGUUGGAACAGAGUUUGUUCGGCCGGUCGUUGGUUACUCCUGUCAGCUGUGUCAGGUGAUCUACGCCGACGAGGAUGAAGCCAAACUGCAGCACUGCAGCAGCCUGACGCACUACAGGAAAUACCAGGAGACGACGGGAAUCGAUCCGUGGACGAGCUGAGUCAUCAGAUGAAUUCAUCAGUUCACUGGACACAGAAACUAAAUGGAUUCCCUGUGAAACUACAUUACCCAGAAGUCCAGAGCAGCUUUUCUGCUCAGAUGCCGAGGGUUUGAAACCAGCCUCAGUGGAAACUGAUGAAGAUGAGCAGCGGUGCUACUUCCUGCUUUCACAUUGUUAAUGUUAAAAACAUUUCUGGAGAGCUGUUUGUUUAUUUUAAUUUGCUUUGUUGUGACUGUUUAUUUUUUAAGUGUCAUCAUCAAUAUAAAUCACACGUGACAUUUUAAUGUUACGACAUAAAAAACAAAACUUCAACAUUUGAAACAGGACAUUAAAUAAAAUACUUUGACAUAACAUUUCUUGUUCUAAUAUCAAUGACUGUUUGAUCAUUGGAAACCUGUCUUCUGUGUAGUGACCAGCAGGGGGCGACUCCACUGGUAGUUUCUAUAGAAAGUGGCUCUACUUCUCACUUUCUAACGUCAGUAACAUUCAGGAGUUUCUGUCUCAGUCUCUAGUUUCAAGUCUUCUUUAAACAGCUGAAGUUCAUGUAGUGAAUUAUGAUCAUUUAGAGUCAAACAGACCAUAAAGCACCAGAUGUGUUGGGGGGGUUGAUUGACAGUUAGUACCGUCCAAUGGGUACAGGUGGGCGAGUCCUCUCAGUCCGACUCCACCCACAAUAUGAUUACUUUUGGUUUCAGAACAAACUGAGGCGUCACAAGUUUCUGUUGAUUGUUUAUUGUGAUGAUGUCACAGCUGCUGCAUUCAGGAUCCAUGUUUUUCUUUUGUUUCAGAUUCAACAGAAAAUAAAACUCAAGUUAAAUUUGAGGAAUCUUUGUUACAUUUUAUUAAAGAAACAAACAAA